Messenger RNA from Trichoderma virens Gv29-8, 686 nucleotides. RefSeq lists its product as uncharacterized. The record is from RefSeq and is a predicted model, not a curated record. The transcript is spliced from 2 exons. Lineage: Eukaryota; Fungi; Ascomycota; Sordariomycetes; Hypocreales; Hypocreaceae. The annotation marks the transcript as partial.
GAAAUCUUGGCCAUUUCCCUUCCCUCCCCUCUUUUUACAACUCUCCUUACCGUGUCCUCGUCGGCACAUUCCACUCCUUUUUUCUGAGACCCGAUUGAUUCACUUCGUUAUUUAUCGGCCUGGUAUCCGGUUCUUCUUUCAAGUUCGCUAUCCACAAAGUCGAGUGCAUCCAGCCGCCGACUGAACACGCUCUUUUCCUUCGUCGACCUCUACAGCUCCACGAACAAGACGACCUUCAGUCCCUGUCCAACCACACGGCUCCCGACUCUCCUUCAACUUGAAAGCAGCGCUGCACCAGACUGGUUCUGACGCAAGCCAAUAUAAACCCUCUUCGACCACCGUCCAGAUCUCACAUUUGGAUCGCCAUACCAUCAAGUCCAUCAAGCAAGUUCAACUUUGACAUCUGCAACUCUAAGCAAAAAACUAUUCCAUCGUUCAAGAUGAAGACGUCCGCUGUUCUUUUGGCCGCGGGUGCCCUGUUGGUUUCGGCCAUCCCCCUCGACAAGCGAGCUCUGGAGACCACUUGGGUCACUGACAUUGUCACUGUCACUGUCACUGUCGACCCCAGCGCUUCGGCUUCGGCUUCGCCAACCGCUGGUGGAGUUUUCGUUCAAAACGUUUCUGAGCAGCCCGCUGCCUCUCCCUCUCCCAAGCCCGCAGUCGCUCCCAAGCCCAGCUUUGCUCCU